GAUUACGAUUAAUGUGUAAUGUCAUAUUGUUCACUAUUUUUAUUAUUAAUUCUAAUGUCAUGUGUUACCAAAUAUAUACCACUUAAUUGAAAUGAAAUCAUGUUAUGUUAUUGUUACCACCAAAUUAAUUAACAGCUGCUAUAUUAAUUAAUUUCCAUAUAUAUAUAUAUAUAUAUAUAUAUAAAGAAAGAUGGUAAACAUUCGGCGUGCAUAUAGCGAACGCAAAGCGCCUACUUCUCCAAGGUCGUCUGAGGUUGGAGAGAUUGAUACCGCAGCGCCCUUUCAAUCUGUCAAAGCUGCUGUUAGUUUGUUUGGUGAGGUAGCGGUGGUUUCUAGGGGGAAACGCACUCCCUGCACUCCCCGCAGAUCCAGACUAUCCUCAGAGAAUGUGAUAGACAAGGAAACACAGCUUCUGUGGGCCAACAAGGAACUUAACAAUAUUAAGCAGAAGCUGGAGAGUGCUGAAACUACAAAGGCUAAAGCCCUGGCCGAUCUAGAGAGGUCCAAGAGAACUCUCCAGGAUAUCUUCUCAAAACUCAGAACAGUAACAGAAGCGAAGCAGCUGGCAAUUCAAGCUACAGAAGCUGUCAAGAUACAGGCCAAACAACUCCAAACAACCAAAUCAGAACAAUAUUCUGAGAGCAGUACUAUUCGGAAACAAGAACUGGAGGGUGCAAGAGAGCUGUACAUCAACAGUGCUAUUGAACUUGAUGCUGCAAAACAAGAGCUCAACCAAAUCAGGCAAGAUUUUGAUGCUGCCUUGGAAGCCAAAUUGGUCGCGUUCCAGCAGGCAGCAGAAGCACAGCGUGCUGCCAAAGCACAAUCUGAAAGGGUUGCCGAGCUCUCAAAGGAAAUUCUAGCUAUGAAGGAAGCAAUUCAGCAGCUAAAGUUUGUCACUCAAGAAGCAUUGCAACAACAUGCAGAAAUCCUGGAAGCCAGAGAUGCCCUGGAACUAUCUUAUAAGAAUGCUAAGGAGGAAGCUGAAAGAAAAUUUCUAGCCUUGAAGAAAGAAUUUGAUCCUGAGCUAACUAGAAAUCUGGAGCUCAAGUUGGCAGAAACAACGGAACAGGUUGAGUAUUUACAAAUUGAGAUGAACAAGGCCCAUGCUUCUGAAAUGGAUUCCAUUAGGGUUAUAACUAAAGAGCUGAAUGAAGCUACGAGGACACUGCAACGCGCUGCAGAGGACGAAUCCUCUCUUCGGAACUUAGUGUGUUCCCUCAAGAUGGAACUGGAUGAAGUUAGGAGGGAACAAGUCGAAGCUAAAAAGGAAGCGGAAAGAGAAUGCAUUGCGGAAAAGAAAAUGACAGAAGAGGAUGCUGUGAAACUUGAUAAGUUAUUAUCAGAAACUGAAAACGCAAGACGUGAAGGAGAAAAGAUGAAGAAAAAAGUUGAGGAGCUGAAGCAAGAAGCUGAGACUUCUCGAAGAAUGGAAGAUGAAAUUGAGAAAAAGCUAGAAAUUGUUUCGAGAGAGGUGGUUGAGGCAAAACAAGUUGAGAAAAAGGCAGUUGACGAAAUGAAGGCUUUGUCGGCUGGGAAUGUCAAUAGAGAAUCUGGCGGAAAGAUUAAGAUAUCGGUGGAGCAGUUUGAGUCUUUGAAAAAGAAAGUGGAAGAAAGUGGGCCUAUAGCUGAGAAGAAAGUAGAAGCUGCAAUGGCAGAACUGAAAGAAAUCAAUGCAAGCAAUGAGGAGGUGACUAAAAAAUUGGAGGCAAAUUUGAAAGCAAUAGAGGAAAUCAAGGGUGCAACAGAGAUGACUUUGAAGUCAGCAGAGAUGGCAGAGGCAGUGCAAAGCAUGGUUGAGAGUGAACUUAGAAAGUGGCGUCAAGAAGACGAGGUGGUAGCUUAAGCCAUUUCAGUUCAGGGACUCAAAUUGAAAUUUAGUUAACGUUUGCCUCUUCUGUCCUGCAGAAAAGUUAACUUUCUUCUUCAGAUCUGUCCAGUCCUAGCUAAUUUUGUAUCUUUUGAAAGG
Messenger RNA from Rubroshorea leprosula, 1966 nucleotides. The record is from the annotation of a GenBank genome assembly. NCBI's taxonomy places the organism in Eukaryota, Viridiplantae, Streptophyta, Magnoliopsida, Malvales, Dipterocarpaceae.